AUGUCACUGAAUCGAUACGGUCCUACUCCUAUGACCGACGCAGUAAGGUCUGACCGUCUCAUAAGCAGAAUUGAAGACUCAAACAUUGGCUCAACAUCCCUUACAGUUAGCACUAUCAUGGUGCCUCCGAUUAAAUACAAAACCCCUGCAGCUAAACUACAAGCUGAGAGGGCCAAGCGCCAUCGCUACUAUGAAAAGCGCUGUGAUGCUAUUCUGGCGAGACGCAGGGAGUUAUGCAAAGACAGGAACACCCAUGACGAUGGUAAUAACCAUUCAGACGGCGACGAUGAACCAAUCGACACACUGUCUGAUUGCAUUGCCGUGGUUAAACUCGCCAAGGAUGACUUCAUGCAACAUAUCAAAUCUCCGCAAAUAUUCAUUAUCGGCGUCUUAGCUAAAUACACCAAGUCCAUCCCAGACACUCCUGAGGGCCACGGAGAUAGAGAAAUCCUCAAGGACGCUAUGUCAAGCAUCGAAGACUUCCUUGACAGGGCCAGUCGAGGGCAAGAUGGUAUUCUCCAACUAUGCGGAGUUAAUGAUGAGUGGCGCGCAGCAGACCAAGUAUGUCGGUGCAUGAGGGACACCAUCGCUAUGGUGGAAGAUAUUUAUUGUCUUACACUUUGUGACGGAGAUUCUGGGCUCGCAGAAGCUCAUUUCCUUGGAGAGUUGUUGUACCAGAAGUACAAAGAUCAAUAG
Molecule: messenger RNA, 696 nt
Organism: Suillus plorans
Lineage: Eukaryota; Fungi; Basidiomycota; Agaricomycetes; Boletales; Suillaceae
Exons: 7
Coding region: 1-696 (231 amino acids)
Source: RefSeq, a predicted model, not a curated record